This is a messenger RNA of Saimiri boliviensis boliviensis (Bolivian squirrel monkey), 2442 nucleotides long. The record is from RefSeq and is a predicted model, not a curated record. Lineage: Eukaryota; Metazoa; Chordata; Mammalia; Primates; Cebidae.
AUGAGGAGUCCACCGAGGUGCUGGGGCUGCGGAGAGCUGGGGCUGCUUUUCACGCUCCUGGGGACGCUAUGUGAGCCAGGAUCCGGGCAGAUCCGCUACUCAGUGCUAGAGGAGCUGGACAAAGGCUCCUUCGUCGGCAACAUCGCCAAGGACCUUGGGCUGGAGCCCUGGGAGCUGGAAGACCGCGGAGUCCGCAUCGUCUCCAGAGGUAGGACGCAGCUUUUCGCCCUGAACCCGCGCAGUGGCAGCUUGGUCACCGCGAGCAGGAUAGACCGGGAGGAGCUCUGCGCUCAGAGCCCGCUGUGUGUGGUGAACUUUAACAUCUUGGUUGAGAACAAAAUGAAAAUUUAUGGAGUAGAAGUCGAAAUAAUCGAUAUUAAUGAUAACUUUCCCCGUUUCCGGGAUGAAGAGUUACAAGUAAAAGUUAAUGAAAAUGCGGCUGCAGGAACCAGUUUAGUGCUUCCCUUCGCGCGCGAUGCGGAUGUGGGUGUGAACUCCCUCCGGAGUUACCAGCUCAACUCCAAUCUGCACUUCUCUCUGGAUGUGGUAAGCGGAACUGAUGGGCAAAAGUAUCCGGAGCUGGUGUUGGAACAGCCCUUAGACCGCGAGAAAGAGAGUGUUCACGACCUCUUACUCACAGCUUUAGAUGGCGGAGACCCGGUACUCUCCGGCACCGUGCACAUCCGUGUUAUGGUCCUCGACGCAAACGACAAUGCUCCCCUGUUCACUCGAUCCGAGUACAGCGUGACUGUUCCAGAGAACAUACCUGUGGGCACUCGGCUGCUCACGCUAACCGCCACGGAUCCAGAUGAGGGAAUAAACGGGAAACUGACCUACUCUUUUCGCAAUGAAGAAGACAAAAUCUCAGAGACAUUCCAACUUGAUUCCAACCUUGGGGAAAUCUCAACUAUACAAUCACUGGACUAUGAAGAAUCCAGAUUCUACUUCAUGGAAGUGGUAGCUCAGGAUGGAGGCGCUCUUCUUGCCAGCGCUAAGGUGCUGGUCACAGUACAGGAUGUGAAUGACAAUGCCCCCGAAGUAAUCCUCACCUCUCUCACCGGUUCCCUCUCUGAAGACUGUCUUCCCGGAACUGUAAUCGCGCUGUUUAGCGUACAUGAUGAUGAUUCUGGAGAAAAUGGUGAGAUUGCAUGUUCUAUUCCUAGGAACCUGCCUUUUAAAUUGGAAAAGUCAGUUGACAAUUAUUAUCACCUAUUAACAACUAGACACCUGGACAGAGAAGAGACUUCAGAUUAUAAUAUCACUUUAACUGUCAUUGACCAUGGAACCCCACCCCUCUCUACAGUAAACCACAUCCUCUUGAAAGUGGCAGAUGUCAAUGACAAUCCACCCAACUUCCUUCAAGCCUCCUACUCCACCUCCCUCCCAGAAAACAACCCCAGAGGUGUCUCUAUCUUCUCUGUGAUGGCUCAUGACCCCGACAGUGGUGACAACGCUCGAAUCACCUACUCCCUGGCGGAAGAUACAUUUCAGGGGGUACCCUUGUCCUCCUAUGUCUCCAUAAACUCUGACACCGGUGUCCUCUAUGCACUGAGAUCCUUUGACUAUGAGCAGUUGAGAGAGCUACAGCUGUGGGUGACAGCCAGAGACAACGGGAACCCUCCACUUAGCAGCAACGUGUCGCUGAACCUGUUCGUGCUGGACCAGAACGACAACACGCCCGAGAUCCUGUACCCCACCCUCCCCACAGACGGUUCCACCGGCGUGGAGCUGGCACCCCGCUCUGCAGAACCUGGCUACCUGGUAACCAAGGUGGUGGCGGUGGACAAAGAUUCAGGCCAGAACGCCUGGCUGUCCUACCGCCUACUUAAGGCCAGUGAGCCUGGACUCUUCACGGUCGGGCUGCACACAGGUGAGGUGCGCACAGCACGGGCCCUGCUGGAUAGAGACUCGCUCAAGCAGAGCCUCGUGAUGGCCGUCGAAGACCAUGGCCAGCCCCCUCUUUCCGCCACUGUCACGCUCACCAUGGCUGUGGCCGACAGGAUCCCUGACAUCCUGGGUGACUUAGGCAGCAUUAAGACCCCCACUGAUCCUGAGGAUUUGGACCUCACAUUCUAUCUUGUGGUGGCAGUGGCUGCAGUCUCCUGUGUCUUCCUAGCCUUUGUCAUCGUGCUGCUGGUGCUCAGGCUGAGACACUGGCACAAUUCACGCCUGCUUCAGGCUGAAGGCAGCACGUUGGCAGGUGUGCCCGCCUCACACUUUGUGGGCAUGGACGGGGUUCAGGCUUUCCUGCAGACCUAUUCCCAUGAGGUCUCCCUCACCGCAGACUCGAGGAAGAGUCACCUGAUCUUCCCCCAACCCAACUAUGCAGACACACUCCUUAGUGAAGAGAGUUGUGGGAAAAGCGAGCCUCUUCUGAUAUCGGAUAAGGUAGAUGCAAACAAAGAAGAACGACGAGUUCAGGUUAGUUUUCUCUUUCAAUGA